Neurospora tetrasperma FGSC 2508 is the source of this 1413-nucleotide messenger RNA. RefSeq lists its product as uncharacterized. The coding region runs from base 1 to 1377 and encodes 458 amino acids. NCBI's taxonomy places the organism in Eukaryota, Fungi, Ascomycota, Sordariomycetes, Sordariales, Sordariaceae. The transcript has a single exon. The record is from RefSeq and is a predicted model, not a curated record.
AUGGACUCCGAACAUUUUGGAGGUCGUACUGACGACGACCUCUUCGCCGACGACUUCGAGCCCGUAGCGCCCGAGGAGCAGGUCGCGACCAUGUCUACGGAAACAGGAACGCCCGUACAAGACACGGACAUCACGAGUCAUGCUUCCCCUGCCGUGGAGUCCCCUCAACCGUUGGAGUCAGCGCCUGUCCAGAAGUCUACCCCCGCGCCUCAAGCACCCAAAGGACUUGCCAACUCGCGUCACGCUCCCAAAGGUCUUGAGAAGCAACCACGCAACAACAAUCGUCACCCCAAAGCCAACAACAACGUCAACAACAACGUCAACAACAACGUCAACAACAACGUCAACAACAACGUCAACAGCAACACCGGCAACAACAGCGCGACACAGUCUCAACAACAGCAGUCCACCUCCAGCACACCUCCCUCCGCCCCUAAAGAAUUUCGCGAGAAAGAAGCCAGGGAUAAGGAAGCUGGCCGUAACACUGCGAGUGUCUCAUCGGCCGCUAGAAUUGGUUCCGGCGCGAACCCACGCACCAAACUUACUGAAGACGAACUGGCAGCCAAGAUGGAGAAGAUGCGUAUAAUGGCCGCUGAGAAAACUAAGCGUUUCGAACAAGCCCAACGUGACGAAAAUGAGCAUGCUGCCGCCUACGCUAAGGGCAUGGAAGAGGAUAGGAAACGUCGUGCCGAGCAAGCGGCCAAGAGGAAGGCCGCCGAGGAAGACCGCAAGAAGAUGGAGGAGGAGCGGGAAAAGAACCGUGAGCGCAAGAUGCGCGCCAUGGGCGCUAAGGAGGGCGGCUCUUGGGACGAGGGCAAGGAGGAGCGCAUGAGAGAGGAGGACCGAAGAGGCUACAGGGGUGUUAGGGGGGUUGCAAACACACAAUCGUGGGCGCAAGAUCCGGCUGACGGCAAUGAGCAGGGAAACGGUUACCGUGGCGGACGUCGUGGGGGAAGAGGAGGAUUCGGUGGCGGAAGAGGUCGUGGGGGAGGUGAUGGGUAUGGAGGUCGUACCCUUUUCGAGCCGGACCCGGAGAACGAGACUGGUCAGCGUUUCUAUCAGCGUGACAAUAACCGAAACCGCGGCAGGGACUGGAAGGCGGAUGGCCCAGCGGCCCCUCGUGCUGAACGCUCCGGGCCUGGGUCUGGUGCACCAAAAGCCGACAAACCGAAGUUGACCCCUGACGAGUUUCCUGCACUCCCCGGCAGCAAAGCCACUGCACCGCAAGUCAGCACAAGCGCCCCCCUAUCCUUUGCUUCCUUGCCCCUCUCGCCUGCUGUGGGCAGAUGGGAUGAUGAGGUGGAAGAAAGUAUCUCGAAAAAAGCAGCACAGGCAAAGGAGGCGGCGAACGCGCAGGCGAAGUCAAAGGAAAACUAGAAACCUUCUUAUGCGCGGCCUACCUUCGCUUCAACC